GCCCUAGUCGUAAACUACAUAGGUAUAUAGCCUAUAUGCGAGUAACACUCCAAAAACGCUCACGGUGCCGGCGCCAAACUCAUAAGCAAAUUAGAACCUCUGGAAUCUGGAACCUCUCAUAUGUGAUACGCAAAGCUCGAAUUGCAGAAGCUCGUUCCAGUUGUAGAAAUGUUGAGAAUUAAAACGGCAAAAACACACAGAGGUAGACGAGAGCUUGAGAAACGAGCACCAAAACUUGUGGAAGGUCAGAAGAAGACACUGAUUCUUCAUGGUACAAAGACAAGUAAUGUACUUAAUUCAGUUUUAACUGAACUUUAUCUUCUUAAGAAGGAAAGUUCGGUGAAGUACACUAGGAAGAAUGAUAAAAUUCGGCCUUUCGAAGCUGGGGGUGAAACUAAUUUGGAGUUCUUUUCUCAGAAGACUGAUUGUUCACUCUUUUUGUUUGGUUCUCACUCAAAAAAACGGCCAGACAAUCUUGUUAUUGGGCGUUUUUAUGAUCACCACGUUUAUGAUCUGGUAGAAGUUGGGGUUGAGAAUUUUAGGUCGCUCCAAUCUUUCUCAUAUGAUAAAAAGAUUGUUCCGAAGUUGGGGUCCAAACCUCUCAUAGCUUUCAUUGGUGAAGGAUUUGAGAAUGUUGACGAGCUGAAGCAUUUAAAGGAGGUUCUCUUAGAUCUGUUAAGAGGAGAGGUAGUUGAGAAUUUGAAUAUUGCCGGAGUGGAUCGUAUCUACGUAUGCACUGCUGUUUCUUCAAAUAAGGUGUACCUCACUCACUGUGCAUUGAGGCUAAAGAAAUCUGGAACUGUUGUUCCAAGAAUGGAAUUGGUUGAAGUUGGCCCUUCUAUGGAUUUGGUAGUCAGGCGACAUCGUCUUCCUAAUGAAGGCUUGAGGAAAGAAGCUAUGAAGACUUCCCCUGAUCACACAAAAAAGAAGCUCAAAAAUGUCAAAGGAGAUCCAUUACUGGGCAAGACAGGAAAGAUCUAUAUGCCAGAUCAGAAGCUUGGAGAAAUGGCCCUUCCUUACAAACCGAAGGGAGUGAAGAGGGAACGCCGAGAAGCCAAGAUGAACAAGGGCUCGAUGACUCAUGUUUCAAAAAAACAGAAAGGCGAAGAGUCUACUUGAUAUGUUUUCAUGCUCGCACAAUUUUGACUUGUAAUACUAAUUAUUCAAGCUCUAAUUCAAAGACAUUACUUUUGGACUUCCAAGUCUUUUCAA
Beta vulgaris subsp. vulgaris (sugar beet) is the source of this 1212-nucleotide messenger RNA. Its product is annotated as ribosome production factor 2 homolog. Gene Ontology annotation, molecular function: rRNA binding. Bases 169 to 1119 code for a protein of 316 amino acids. The transcript is spliced from 7 exons. Gene Ontology annotation, biological process: ribosomal large subunit assembly; maturation of LSU-rRNA from tricistronic rRNA transcript (SSU-rRNA, 5.8S rRNA, LSU-rRNA). NCBI's taxonomy places the organism in Eukaryota, Viridiplantae, Streptophyta, Magnoliopsida, Caryophyllales, Amaranthaceae. Gene Ontology annotation, cellular component: nucleolus. The record is from RefSeq and is a predicted model, not a curated record.